Molecule: messenger RNA, 930 nt
Organism: Impatiens glandulifera
Lineage: Eukaryota; Viridiplantae; Streptophyta; Magnoliopsida; Ericales; Balsaminaceae
Product: probable protein phosphatase 2C 39
Exons: 5
Coding region: 5-838 (277 amino acids)
Biological process (GO): protein dephosphorylation
Cellular component (GO): cytosol; nucleus
Molecular function (GO): protein serine/threonine phosphatase activity
Source: RefSeq, a predicted model, not a curated record
CACCAUGGCAGCUAUCCUGCAUAAGAUGAAGGAAAAAGUAUGUUUAGGAUCAUCUGAUGAUAGUGAGACUGCUAAAGGAAAAAGCAAAAUAACACACGGCUAUCAUUUGGUGAAGGGAAAAUCAAAUCACCCAAUGGAGGAUUAUUUUGUAGCUGAAUUCAAGCAAGUUGAAGAUAAUGAACUCGGUUUAUUCGCCAUUUAUGAUGGUCAUAUGAGUCAACAAGUUCCUAACUAUCUUCGAUCUCAUCUUUUUCAAAACAUUCUCAACGAGCCUAAUUUCUGGACCGAACCAGAGAUAUCAAUGAAAAGAGCUUAUCGUAUUACCGACAAUACAAUCCUAGAUAAAGCUUCGGAAUUGGGUAAAGGUGGAUCAACAGCUGUAACAGCUAUAUUAAUCAACGGUCGCAAGCUUUUAGUCGCCAAUGUCGGAGAUUCUCGAGCUGUCCUCUGCAAAAAUGGUGUCGCCAAACAAUUGUCUGUGGAUCAUGAACCCAUCAAGGAAAAAGAAGACAUUCAAAACAGGGGUGGAUUUGUUUUAACUUAUCCAGGUGAUGUUCCUCGUGUCGAUGGAAAACUGGCUGUGGCGAGGGCGUUUGGAGAUAAGACAUUAAAGGAACAUUUAAGCUCUGAACCUGACAUAGCCGUUGAGAUUAUAGAUGAUGAAGCUGAGUUCAUCAUUCUUGCUAGUGAUGGAAUCUGGAAGGUAAUGACGAAUCAAGAGGCGGUUGAUUGUAUAAAGGAGAUGAAAGAUGCAAAAACAGGGGCGAAACAGUUGACUCAAGAAGCUCUUAAUAGGAUGAGCAGAGAUGAUAUUUCUUGUAUAAUUGUCAAGUUCUAAAUAUGAUAAGAUGGUUUUAAUGACAGAAGAGAGUAAGCAUAUGAGAAUAAUAAUAAUAAAGUAUGGAUUUUUAUAAUCCCCUGUUGUGUAUA